UGCAAGUCCUAAAAAGAUAUAACAGAUAUAUUUCAAAUUUGAUACCUCUCGCUGCAGGAUCUAAUUAAAGUGGGCCCAAUACAUGACGAUCCAAAAUUUAAUCACAAAUUGCUAAGAAGAUCCAAAGAGAAGAAUGCAUUUAUUGAUGGAAUAUUAAAAUUGUUUCAUUCACGAUUAGUCACAAUCAAAGAGAUCGGUGUUCCUUCUUUGAAAUCAUCGGGCAAUUCGACUACAUAAUAUGAUUUGCUAAUAGCCUUCAGAGUGCAGCCAGAACAUUUUCUAUUAAUCAUAAAAAGCAUUACGUAAAGUGAUAAUGAAUCUCAUCGAAAUAGUAUUCUCUUGAUAAGAAGAUUUCCGUUAGUUUUCCAUUGCAAUUAUUGCUGGCUCUCCAAUCCAAUUACAAGAAAUAAGA
Paramecium octaurelia is the source of this 412-nucleotide messenger RNA. The record is from the annotation of a GenBank genome assembly. Lineage: Eukaryota; Ciliophora; Oligohymenophorea; Peniculida; Parameciidae.